Brassica oleracea var. oleracea is the source of this 1263-nucleotide messenger RNA. RefSeq lists its product as uncharacterized. NCBI's taxonomy places the organism in Eukaryota, Viridiplantae, Streptophyta, Magnoliopsida, Brassicales, Brassicaceae. The record is from RefSeq and is a predicted model, not a curated record. The transcript has a single exon. Bases 1 to 1263 code for a protein of 420 amino acids. Gene Ontology annotation, molecular function: zinc ion binding.
AUGAAGCUAGCUGAGUAUCUUUAUAUGCUGAAACUUGCUAAUCCCGGGACGAUAGCUGAUAUUGAGACAGAGGUGGACGACGAGGGUGUGGAGCGGUUCCUUUACAUGUUUUUUGCGUUUGGGGCAUCUAUUAAGGGGUUUCAGAAGCUGAGGCAUGUGUUGGUUGUUGACGGCACACAUCUAAGUGUGAAGUACAAGGGAGUGUUGCUUACAGCAAGUAGACAAGAUGGCAAUUUCCAAGUGUUUCCUAUGGCAUUUGCAAUAGUAGACAGUGAGGAUAUUGAGGCUUGGACGUGGUUUCUGCAGAAAGUUGAGAGGCUAUUGGCAGAUUCAAGCAACCUUGCUAUAAUAUCAGACAGGGCCACUUCAAUUGCCAACGCGGUCAGCUGUGUGUAUCCACAAGCCCAUCAUGGGUUUUGUAUCGUCCAUUUGGCCAGGAACGUGAAUGCUAGGUUUUCUAGUAAGGGGUUAGCGAGGCUGGUGACUGCGGCUGUGACUGCGCAUAGGAUGAGAGAUUACAAAAACUUCUGUGACAAGAUCAGGGCGUCAAACAACGAAUGUGGGGUCUAUUUGGGGAAGAUAGGGUCUGCACGUUGGUCUAGAACGUACUUUGGGGGGCAGAGGUAUAAUAUAAUGACUAGUAACAUAGCUGAACAGCUUAACAACGCGUUGGUAGAGGGUAGGUCGUCCCCAAUAAUUGAGUUGGUGAUGUUCAUACAAGGGAUGAUGACAAGGUGGUUCAGUGCAAGACGUAAGAAGGCCAAUAAGCACCGGGGUUUGAUGACAAUAGAAGUCGAUAAAGUGAUGACGAAGACCAUGGCGAUGUUUAGGGGCAGCAAGGUUAACUCUAUUUCUAGCUGGAGCUGCCAAGUUGUUGGGAAGUUUGGUGGUUCUGAGAGUGUUCAGUUGGAGCAGAAGAAGUGUACUUGCAAGUACUUUGACAACAUGAAGAUACCAUGUGGACAUGCCAUGAUUGCAGCCGACAACAUGGGGCUCGCAUAUGAGACUAUGGUAGGACAUUGGUACAAGACGGUGGCGUGGAGGGAAACCUAUGCAGGUAUUAUUUGCCCAAUUGGCGACCCUAGAGACGAAGAUAUUCCAGACGAUAUCAGGGAUGCAACGUUAAUGCCAACAUUGACUAAGAGGCCACCAGGAAGGCAUAGGACCAAAAGAUUCCCCUCGACAGGGGAGAUGCCGGUAGAUACUCUUGUUGAAAUUAGUGUGGGAUUAUUUAAUAAAUGUGACUAUCCAUCUUUGUGCUAA